GAGAUGGAUGAAGACAAUACUGAUGAUGAUGAUGAUGAAAGUGAAGAUGAAUGGGAGGACGUGGAAGAACUCCAGGAACCUGCCACAGAUAAGUUAGAAGAUGGUGCUGAUCUUCCGGCUGUGAUGAUGCCAAGCAAUCCUGUUGAGAUAGAGAUUGAAACCCCGGAGCAGGUGAAGAAAAGAGAGAGGAGAGAAAAAAGGAAAGCCGAGUUUGAGAUGUAUCUUCGAAGAAUGAUGAAACGUUUCAGCAAGGAGGUUCGUGAGGACACACAUAAGGUUCACCUCUUGUGUUUAUUAGCAAAUGGUUUCUAUAGGAACAGGAUCUGCAGCCAGCCAGAUCUUCAUGCCAUUGGUCUAUCCAUCAUCCCCACCCACUUCACGAAAGUGCCUGCAGGCCAAGUGGACCUUCUCUACCUUUCCAACUUGGUGAAAUGGUUUGUUGGAACCUUCACUGUCAAUGAUGAGCUUUCCACUGAAAAAGGAGAGCCCCUUCAGUCGACCUUGGAGAGGCGCUUUGCCGUCUAUUCUGCACAAGAUGAUCAAGAGUUGGUUCAUAUAUUUUUAAUUAUUCUGCGAGCAUUGCAGCUGCUGUGUCGCCUCGUGCUGUCUUUUCAGCCCAUUCCUCUCAAGGAGAUAAGAGCAAAGGGAAAAAGCUCAUCCAAGAGGCAGUCUGUCAGAGGUACUUCUGAGAAGCAGGAGAGCUCUGCCACAACACCCAAAGCUGUGGCAAAAAAAUGCCCCUACAGAAAAGCCAAACAGGAUGAAAAAUCUUCAGAGAGCGAAGACGACAACAAGGAGCCAAAGAAACACAAAACGUCUCAGACCAAAAGGACACGCAAGUCAAAGUUGACUGCAGGCAUCCAGGAGCAGAAGGAAUCUAGUAACGAGGGGAACUGCUUAGCAGAAAAAGAUGUGCCAGUCAGGCCCAAAAAUGAUCGCCGGAGACGAGUGGCCUCCAAAGUGUGUUACAAAGAAGAGAGUGGAAGUGAUGAGGGCAGUGUUUCAGACUUCGAGGUUUCAGAGGAGGAGGGUGAUCUCUCUGAUGAGGAUUUUGAAACUGUCUCUAAAAGGCGGAGGAGCUCACUGGGCUCCAAGAAGUCAACGGUAACGGCUAUAAAAAGCCCAAAAACUGAGACUUCAGAAUCAAGGCUAUCCAAAAAUUCAUACGGAGCUGAGCCUAGGCCAGCAAAAAGUACAGCUCCAACCUUGCCUCAUGCACAGAGAAAGAGAAGCAAAAUAAUUUCUAGUGAUGAGGAUGAUGGACAGCAGGAAGUAAGGAACAUAAUGGGCACAGACCAGUGGCUGGAGGUUUUCCUUGAACGUGAGGACAAGUGGGUGUGUGUAGACUGUGUUCAUGGCAAUGUUGGCCAGCCCCAGCUGUGUUUCACAUAUGCCACAAAGCCACUGUCCUACGUUGUGGGAUUUGACAAUGAUGGGAGCAUCAGGGAUGUGACGCAAAGAUAUGACCCACUGUGGAUGACUGCAACAAGGAAGAGCCGUGUGGACCCUGAGUGGUGGGAAGACACACUGCAGCCAUAUAGAAAUCCCUAUGUGGAAAGAGACAAGAAGGAGGAAAAUGAGUUUCAAGUUAAGCUUCAAGAUCAGCCUCUACCAACAGCAAUUGGAGAGUACAAAAACCACCCUCUUUAUGCACUGAAGAGGCAUCUCUUGAAAUAUCAGGCAAUCUAUCCUGAAUCGGCUGCUAUCCUAGGGUACUGCAGGGGAGAAGCUGUCUACUCCAGAGACUGUGUACACACGCUGCACUCCAAGGACACUUGGCUAAAGCAAGCUCGAGUGGUGAGAAUUGGAGAAGUGCCUUACAAGAUGGUGAAAGGAUUUUCCAACCAGGCGAGGAAGGCGCGCCUUGCAGAGCCUGCAAACAGGGACAAGGAGGAUCUGGCGCUGUUUGGUCGCUGGCAGACAGAGGAUUAUCAGCCGCCUGUGGCAGUGGAUGGAAAGGUUCCUCGGAAUGAAUAUGGAAAUGUCUAUCUCUUCCUGCCAUCCAUGUUACCCAUUGGCUGUGUGCAGCUGAGACUCUCAAACCUGAACAGAUUGGCGCGGAAGUUGGACAUCGACUGUGCUCAAGCCAUCACUGGAUUUGAUUUUCAUGGUGGCUACUCACACCCAGUUACCGAUGGCUACGUUGUCUGUGAGGAGUAUAAAGAGGUCCUCAUUGCUGCCUGGGAGAAUGAACAAGCAGAAAUAGAAAAGAAGGAGAGAGAGAAGCGUGAGAAAAGAGCUCUGGGGAAUUGGAAGCUGCUGACGAAAGGACUUCUCAUCAGAGAGAGACUGAAGCAACGCUACUCCAUCAAGACUGAGCCAUCGGCACCUGAGACACAGAAGGGAGCUGGAUUCUCUUCCGCUGAAGAAGGAGGUCCGAGUUCAGAGAGUGCAGUAGGGAAUGUGGCCAUUUCUUGGCCCCAAAAUCGCCAGUUAGAGAAGAAAAAAGAAGAGAAGACAACCAGAAAGAGCAAGCGAGAAAAGAAAGGAGAAGCAGCACAGUUGUUCCCUUUUGAGAAACUGUGA
This is a messenger RNA of Phaethon lepturus (White-tailed tropicbird), 2526 nucleotides long. It is a transcript of the gene XPC, whose product is annotated as xeroderma pigmentosum, complementation group C. Gene Ontology annotation, cellular component: cytoplasm; nucleus; XPC complex. The record is from RefSeq and is a predicted model, not a curated record. The transcript has 14 exons. Bases 4 to 2526 code for a protein of 840 amino acids. Lineage: Eukaryota; Metazoa; Chordata; Aves; Phaethontiformes; Phaethontidae. Gene Ontology annotation, biological process: nucleotide-excision repair; mismatch repair. Gene Ontology annotation, molecular function: single-stranded DNA binding; damaged DNA binding.